AAAGACACAGCCAAUUUUGAGUGACUCGUGUAAAAACAGGGGAAGAAAACACAUGAAUAGUGCAAUUCUUAAAAAAUGUUAUUUCUGGUUGGCACGUGUGCGGCUCAUGCAGUUUUGAAAAUGCCACGACUCUUUUUCCUUUUUGGAUUUGUUAUAAGAGGAUUAAAAGUGAACUGAAUUGUGUUAUUUUGUUCUGAACUUUGUCUCUGUUUUCGGGAAGAAGAGUAAAUUAGAAAUGGGGUUGAUUCAUAGCUUCUUGAAUUUAGUUUCUCCACCCAUUACUUUCGUCUCUCUCGGAUUCCUCUUGCCGCCGUAUGUGGUUUUUAAGUAUUUCCUUUAUUUGGUUAGAGGUAUUUUUAGCGAAGAUGUCGCCGGAAAAGUAGUUCUCAUCACCGGCGCUUCCUCCGGCAUCGGCGAGCAUUUAGCAUAUCAGUACGCACAGAGAGGAGCUCGAUUAGCUCUUGUAGAUAGACGAGAGAGGCCACUUCACGAAGUUGCUGAUAUAGCUCGCUACUAUGGCUCCCCUGAUAUUAUCACCAUUCCAGCCGACGUUUCCAACCUUCAAGAUUGUCGACGAAUCAUCGAUGAAACGAUCAAUCACUUUGGCCGACGUAACUCAAUUAAUCCACGUUUCAAUAUUCAUCAUUGCUAUUGGAUUCAUCAUAACUUUACUUCAAUUUUGUGUUUGACUGCAGUGGAUCAUUUAGUUAACAAUGCAGGCGUCGCCAACAUGACCCUGUUCGAAGAAAUCGAAGAUAUAACUUCUUUCAAUCAAAUAAUGGACACGAAUUACUGGGGGUCGGUUUACACAACCCAAUUUGCGAUUCCAUAUUUGAGGAACAACAGAGGGAAGAUCGUAGUCCUUUCUUCAACUGCGGCGUGGUUGCCGGCUCCAAGAAUGAACAUUUACAAUGCAACAAAGGCUGCACUUAAGAGCAUGUUUGAAACAUUGAGAGUGGAAUUAGCUCCCGAUAUUGGGAUCACAAUUGUAACACCUGGGUUUGUUGAGUCUGAAUUAACUAAAGGAAAGGCCUUGUAUUCUCAUGGUACAAUCGAAGUUCAUCAAGAUGUUAGAGAUGCUCUGAUUGGUGCGAUUCCGGUUGAGACGGUGGAGGCAUGUGCAAAGGCCAUUGUGAGGAGCGUGUGUCGUGGUGACCGGUACUUGACGGAGCCAUCUUGGUACAAUAGUGUGUAUUACAUGAAGGUGUUUUGCCCGGAGGUGUUGGAGUGGUUUUACCGUAUAUUUGUGUAUACGAGGCCGGGAACCUCUGUCGCGGAGGCGCUGAACAAGAAAAUGCUGGAUGCCACCGGAGCCAAGAAUGUAAUGUACCCACCUUCCAUACAUUCUGUUGAAAUCGAGGACGACUAGUUUUGCAAGAAUCUCGUACAAAAGUUUUGGUCUUUCGAUCUUUUUUGUAUAUAUGUAUGUAUGUCUUUCAGCUUGGGAUUGCUCUGUUUUUUAGACUACUUUGGUGUAGUUCUUCCAUCUAGCAACGAAUAAAUGAUAAAUGAUAUAUAUGUGUGU
Molecule: messenger RNA, 1525 nt
Organism: Cucumis melo (muskmelon)
Lineage: Eukaryota; Viridiplantae; Streptophyta; Magnoliopsida; Cucurbitales; Cucurbitaceae
Product: 11-beta-hydroxysteroid dehydrogenase A-like
Exons: 5
Coding region: 236-1369 (377 amino acids)
Molecular function (GO): oxidoreductase activity
Source: RefSeq, a predicted model, not a curated record